This is a messenger RNA of Suillus paluster, 1199 nucleotides long. RefSeq lists its product as uncharacterized. The coding region runs from base 375 to 1007 and encodes 210 amino acids. NCBI's taxonomy places the organism in Eukaryota, Fungi, Basidiomycota, Agaricomycetes, Boletales, Suillaceae. The record is from RefSeq and is a predicted model, not a curated record. The transcript has a single exon.
AAAUCAUCUUUCCUGUUCAUUUCGUCGCUAACUUGCUCUAUGUAGGAUCUUUCCCAAUUGGGUCGUCCUAUUGCAGAUACCAUUAUUCUGGACAACUCUCCAGCAUCAUAUAUUUUCCACCCCAACAAUGCGGUCCCUGUGUCAUCGUGGUUCAAUGACCCACAUGACACGGAGCUCACCGACCUUUGUCCUUUCCUUGCGGACCUUGCGGAAGUGAGAGAUGUUCGGGGCGUCUUGGAUGGUGGUCUGUAGGGGGUAGUGGGUACAUGGGAUACGAAGAAGAGGGGCAUUACAGGAGAGCAAUAGGCUCGCGAGCACAAAUUCUCUGAGUGUUGUGAUGCUGGUCAAGCUCUCCUGUUUUUCAUUAUAGGUCAAUGCAACGCACGUCAUUCCCCAAUGUUGUGCGCUACCCCACAAGUCUGUCGCAUCCUUCUUUGCUUCUCGAUGGCGCCUCUGGCCGAUUAUGCGAUCUCUAUUUCUUCCACCCUCUCCGCAUUGCGCUCAACAUGACCUUACCCAUUCUGCAUCUUUUACGCUUCCCCAUGCCCAAUAUACCCUACAUAUCUAACAUGGCUCUCGACGCUCAAAUGUAUUUGGCCCGACUUUUGAUGACGAUAUACCCUUGUCUCUCAUCUCACUCCACAUAUGUUUUCGCAUCGAAACUCUUUUCUUUUUACGUAAUGGCAUCUGCGUUACAAUUUGACAUUACUACCUCCCUCUAUUCUUCUUGUUCCAGUGUAGCUGACUCUACACGAGUAGCCACUCGUACAUUCCUCGCAUUCUUUCCAUCCAUUCCACUGCGGUAUGGUCGUAUGCCUUCAUGGUACGUCGUUUCGUUGUACUUAGCCCUCGACUAUAUAUCUGACCAUCCCCAGACAGUUUUUCUCCCAUUCCUGAAUGCAUUCAUACGUCGACCGUCAUUGACAAUCUCCAUCUUGCAGUCAAAAGUAAUCAUUGCGAUACAUCCCAUUUUUUACCUGCGUCGCUGUAGCAUUUUCCUUCCUUGACCUGUUUUAUUGAAUUUUUAUUGCACUCGGCGACGCACCACUUUCCUUCCUUUCCCCUUCCUUCCAUUUCUCCUCUAUCUUCUUUACACACAAAAUCACGAUUUCCUGACGAACUACUAUGAUGAUGUUGCAUAUUCACGACUAUUUCUCUCUUAUAUGUUAUAUUUUUCUCAGCUCUGUCAUGUGUGGACG